AUGGAGAACCAUAUCACAAUCAGCUCCUCGUUACCAAGCGGCCACAGCUCCGAGGCACGAGAAGCGGACAUUCUAUCCCAUCAUCUGGAUCCACAGUUCACUGCCUCAAUAGACGGCCAGUUCCCUACUUCACCCGAAAAUGACAGUCAUACAGACACGACCAGCCCCGCCGCCACGUCCGAGCCUCAGUCCUCUCUGAAGCUACAGGGCGGUGAUGUGCACCGGGAUUUGUACCGCAUCGAAGCCAAGUCCAAACAGACUAAAAGAUCUGCCAGUUUCUCACACUCUCAGCGAGAAGCCGAAGAUGCUAUCGAGGAGGGCGUUGCUGCACUAGAACCCGGCAGCUUUCGGCGCCAUUUUAUUCAACGCCACAGACACGCCCGUUUUGAUCAUCCGCGCGUGACUACAUCGUUUGUGGACUUUUUGGAUCUAUACGGCAACUUCGCUGGCGAAGACUUAGCUGACACGGAGGAUGAAGAGUCAACGACAAGUGAGGAACAACGGCAACGGCUUGAGGGUCGAAGGCCAAUUUCGGAACGAACAGCGCUGCUGGGGCACCGAAAACGCGCGCGGACUAGCCAACCAGGGGAUGCUUCAGACGCGAAGGCGUUUCUAACACUGCUCAAAGCAUUUAUUGGUACCGGCAUUAUAUUCCUUCCAAAGGCAUUUCGAAAUGGAGGCAUUCUCUUCUCGUCAAUCACACUGGUGACGGUGGCAGCCAUCUCGACCGUUUGCUUUAAUCUGCUCCUGCAAUGUCGCCGACAGUAUGGAGGUGGGUAUGGUGACAUUGGAGAACGCAUCGCAGGUCCACAACUGCGGUCCCUUAUUCUGAGUUCCAUUGCAAUCUCCCAAAUCGGAUUUGUCUGCGCUUGUAUCAUCUUUACGGCAGAGAAUCUUCAAGCAUUCCUCCAGGCUGUGGCCGUCCGUCCUGGUAUUAAAUUAUCCACUGGCUACCUGAUAGUUCUGCAGUUGCUUAUCCUCAUUCCCUUGGGCUGGAUCCGCAACAUUUCCAAGCUGGGCCCUACCGCACUACUUGCAGAUGCAUUCAUACUUUUGGGACUGUCAUACAUCUAUUGCUUUGACAUUGCAACGCUGGUGUCUCGUGGCAUGGAGCCAACUGUGAGGCUGUUCAAUCCAAAGUCAUUUACCUUGACUAUUGGCUCCUCAAUUUUCACAUUCGAGGGUAUUGGUUUAAUCCUUCCUAUUCAAUCAUCUAUGAAGCGCCCAGAACACUUCAAUCGGCUUCUUUAUCUCAUCAUGACUAUCAUCACCAUCCUUUUUACAGCUGUUGGUGCUCUCUCGUAUGCCACCUUCGGCGAGCAGACACAAACAGAAAUCUUCAGUAAUUUCCCACAGACUGACCAUUUUGUGAACACGAUCCAAUUUCUAUAUGCCCUCGCGAUCUUAGUUGGAACCCCCAUCCAGAUUUUUCCCGCCGUCCGCAUUGUUGAGGGUAAACUAUUUGGCCCAAACUCCGGAAAACACGAUCCAUCGGUCAAAUGGAAGAAAAAUAUCUUCCGCACAGCAAUGGCUAUAGGCUGCGGGAUCAUUUCUGCCGCAGGGGCUGGGAACCUGGACAAGUUUGUGUCUUUGAUUGGGUCGUUUGCCUGCGUGCCACUGGUGUAUAUCUACCCUGCAUAUUUGCACUGGAAGGGCGUGGCCCAAUCCCCUUGGGCCAAGCGAGGCGAUAUUAUCCUGAUGUUCCUAGGCUUCGUCUUCAUGAUCUAUACCACCUCGGCUACGGUCUCCGUCUGGGUUCAUGGUCACUCUUAG
Molecule: messenger RNA, 1773 nt
Organism: Aspergillus tanneri
Lineage: Eukaryota; Fungi; Ascomycota; Eurotiomycetes; Eurotiales; Aspergillaceae
Product: putative amino acid transporter
Exons: 1
Coding region: 1-1773 (590 amino acids)
Biological process (GO): amino acid transmembrane transport
Molecular function (GO): amino acid transmembrane transporter activity
Source: RefSeq, a predicted model, not a curated record